Messenger RNA from Drosophila obscura, 1645 nucleotides. RefSeq names its product serine/threonine-protein phosphatase alpha-3 isoform (gene Pp1-13C). Lineage: Eukaryota; Metazoa; Arthropoda; Insecta; Diptera; Drosophilidae. The record is from RefSeq and is a predicted model, not a curated record. Gene Ontology annotation, molecular function: protein serine/threonine phosphatase activity. The transcript has a single exon. The coding region runs from base 438 to 1472 and encodes 344 amino acids. Gene Ontology annotation, cellular component: nucleus; cytoplasm.
UGUCAUAUAUUUAUCGAGCCGAACAGCACUUGAUAUUCAUCGUCACAUAAAUAAGUAACACUAGUAUCGUAAUCUCGAUCCAAAUUUGGUUGGCAAAAUUAGAAUCGACGUUCUGGCCGGUCCCGUCCACUCCACUACCGUUGCAUUUCGAGCACAUUCGCAUCCGCUUGCGAGUAAGGAGACCAGAGUAAGACGUUAACUGGACGAGCGAAAGGAAGGCCCAGAAGAAUAUAGGACAAAAAGGAUCAAGCAGAUCUACAGAUCAAUGAAUCUGCAUUGAAACGGAGCAUCGAAGCGAUCAAGCGAUCAGUUAAUCGAGUUGAGUGGAGGUAAUAUAUAUUACUACGCAUAGCGAUACCACGAACGUAUCCAAGACGGGAAAGGGAAGCAGACUUUUGAGACUCUUAAUUGGGGCUCCCAUCAAUUUAUUCUUAUCUAUGGUUCGCCCAAAAGUGGGCCAACAGCCACAAGAGCCAGCCGCCCCGAUGGCCUCACAGACGAGCAAGCGACCGGAGAGCACCCCAGCCACUGGCGUCGGAGGCGCCGUCCAAAAGGCCCCCAUGGGCGGCGAUGCUCUCAACCUGGACAGCAUCAUCUCAAGGCUGCUAGAGGUGCGGGGCUCGCGUCCCGGCAAGAACGUCCAGCUAUCGGAGGGUGAGAUACGCGCCCUCUGUCUAAAGACGCGCGAGAUCCUUCUGACGCAGCCCAUACUCCUGGAGCUGGAGGCACCGCUGAAGAUCUGCGGCGACAUACACGGUCAAUACUAUGACCUGCUGCGGCUGUUCGAGUACGGCGGCUAUCCGCCCGAGUCCAAUUACCUGUUCUUGGGCGACUACGUCGACCGGGGCAAGCAGUCGCUGGAGACCAUUUGCCUGCUGUUGGCCUACAAAAUCAAGUACUCGGAGAAUUUCUUUCUGCUGCGCGGCAACCACGAGUGCGCCAGCAUCAACCGCAUCUACGGCUUCUACGACGAGUGCAAGCGCCGCUACACCAUCAAGCUGUGGAAGACCUUCACCGACUGCUUCAACUGCCUGCCAGUGGUGGCCAUUGUUGACGAGAAGAUCUUCUGCUGCCACGGCGGUCUCAGUCCGGAUCUCACCGCCAUGGAGCAGAUCCGCCGCAUCGCACGGCCCACCGAUGUGCCCGACCAGGGCCUGCUCUGUGACCUGCUGUGGUCCGAUCCCGACAAGGACACCGUCGGCUGGGGCGAGAACGAUCGCGGUGUGAGCUUCACCUUUGGCGCGGAGGUUGUUGGCAAAUUUCUGCAAAAGCACGAUCUUGAUCUCGUCUGCCGUGCCCACCAGGUGGUCGAGGAUGGGUACGAGUUCUUUGCCAAACGCCAGCUGGUCACCCUCUUCUCGGCGCCCAACUACUGCGGCGAAUUCGACAAUGCUGGCGCCAUGAUGUCCGUCGAUGACACGCUUAUGUGUUCGUUCCAGAUCCUGAAGCCUGCCGAGAAGCGCAAGAAGUAGGCGAGCUGGGCGCUGCACAGCCAGGACCACCGCCCCCGCCCACACCUUAUACCCCCACAAUACCACCGCAGCACAGGACAGCACAGGACAGCACACACGCGAUGUUCCAAAUUCCAAAGUAUAAACCAGUUUGUCAAUGUUAAUUAAAAUAAAUAAUAUUCAUAUUUUGUUGA